CAGGUUUCCAUGUUUACUGAUUGCAGCUGGAUCAUGAAAUGUUGAUGCGCGUGUUGCCGCGUACCAUGGGGCUUCCCUGGAACUUAAUCGUAUAUUGUUGACCGUUUGACAUCAUUGACAGGAACAUUCACUUCCCUGUCUCGCUCACAGCCUCGGAUAAUUGCAUUGGUAAUGCUCCAACGUGUGUAAUUUUGACACGGGGGAGCUGACGUGUUUCUGACAGGUGUUUUAAUGCAGAGGUAUUUACAAGGCUCUCAAUGGAAGGAGCUGAAUCGAUGGAUGGCUGCAUUCAUUCACUCUCCUCACCGCCCCCGUUUCAACAAAUUGGCCUGACCUAUGGUUGCAGGCAUCGUGAAGGAGCGUGGAGCAGGGAGGGUAUAAAUACUGGGAGAGGGGUCCCAGCCAGCAAGUAUCCUGAACCUUUGACUGCCUCCUCCUCUCUGCUGGACACAAGGCUGCAAACACCUCUGACACCAUGAAGGGUUUGAGGACCAUCACUUUGACAUAUGUUGGCCUGCUCACCCUUAUACUGCUGGCGUCGUUUAUCUCACAGUCGUGGGGCGCACCAAAGGGCUCUUUCCAACGGAGAAACUGGAGCCCGCAGGCUAUGCUGUACCUUAAGGGCACUCAGGGACGAAGAUUCAUCUCAGAGGAUCGUAAAGAAGGAGAUGUCUAUGACACAUUACACUUAGAGACCCGCAGUCAGAACACAGAGAAUCUGAGCGUGGACCAGGCCGCCGCCGUCCUGCUCAACUUCCUGCAGCAGACCAGAGAGGGAGCUAAGGAGAAUCCAAAUGAGGUGUAUUUCCAGGAGCUGCCGGUGUGGAAGAGAGAAUACUUUUGAUCGUCUUUCAUACAUUUCAUUUCUUCAGUCCUGUGUAAAAUUCCAGUUGUUUUGUAUCUAUAAAUUAUCUGACAAUGUUUGAAAUGUGAUGUUUUAAUAAAAGGAGUUUGAAUCCAUAGCA
Molecule: messenger RNA, 965 nt
Organism: Notothenia coriiceps (black rockcod)
Lineage: Eukaryota; Metazoa; Chordata; Actinopteri; Perciformes; Nototheniidae
Gene: spx
Product: spexin hormone
Exons: 8
Coding region: 476-844 (122 amino acids)
Molecular function (GO): neuropeptide hormone activity
Source: RefSeq, a predicted model, not a curated record